AUGCAGCUCUCAUAUCAAGAAGGCUUAGAGAUGAACCCCGAACCUAUUUUAAUCUCUCCCUCCAAAAGAUCAGUCCAGAAUGAGACACACGAGCCAGAAAUGCCCACUAUUAUCCCGGCGGAGCACUGUAUCGUUACGAACUUGCCGAGCUAUCGGGAUCUGAAGGAGGGAUUCAGCCGCUUUGGCAAACUUGAGACAUGUAAUCAAGCGGUGGACGAUUUGAGUGCUGCUGAAAGUCUAUUGCAGCUUGCAAAAUACCCAAAGAGAUUUCUCUAG
Messenger RNA from Orbilia oligospora ATCC 24927, 276 nucleotides. RefSeq lists its product as uncharacterized. Lineage: Eukaryota; Fungi; Ascomycota; Orbiliomycetes; Orbiliales; Orbiliaceae. The record is from RefSeq and is a predicted model, not a curated record. The transcript has 2 exons. The coding region runs from base 1 to 276 and encodes 91 amino acids.